AUGGCAUCAAAGAGAUUACAACGUUGGGCUUUGUUUUUGUCAGAAUUUGAUUAUGAAUUAAAGUACGUUCAAGGAAAAAAUAAUUGUGCAGCGGAUGGGUUGUCCCGUUUACCAUUAGAAGUAAAAAGAGAAGAAAAUGAUAAUGAGUACAGUUAUAAAAAUUUUGUGGAAGGAAUGAUUCCUUUAGAUUUAUUAAAAAUUAAAAUAGAGACAAGGAAAGAUAGAAUAUUAAGUAAAGUUUAUAGUUGGAUUGAAGAAGGGUGGCCAGAAAAAAAUAAGUUGAGAAUAUUUUUAUUAAAAGAGACACAUAACACACAUGCAGGCAUUGCAAAAAUAAAAGCGAUUACUAGAUCUUAUUUUUGGUGGCCUAGACUUGACAAAGAAAUAGAAAGUUAUGUAAAAAGUUGUGAAGUCUGUGUAUCAUGUCAAUCUAGUCCAGUAGUAGAUAGGCAAGCUAAGUGGGCAGAAGCCGUUGGUCCUUUAGAACAAGUACAUUUAGAUUUUUUGUAUUUAAAUAACAAAAAUUAUUUAGUAUGGAUUGAUGCGUUUACAAAGUGGCCUGAUGUUAUAGAAAUGAGUAAAAUGAAUAGUGUUUAUUUAAUUGAUAAAUUGUCGGAAAUUUUUGGACGUUUUGGAUUACCAAAUACAAUUAUUCCUGAUAAUGGUCCACAGUUUCGUUCUAGUGAAUUCAUAGAAUUUUGUAAACAAAAUGGAAUUGUAUUUUAUACAUCACCACCUUUUCAUCCUGCUACAAAUGGUGCAGCUGAAAAUGCAGUUAAAUCUUUUAAAAGAGGGAUACACAAACCAUUAAAAGAUAAAAAUAAUAAAAAUGUGACUGCAGUGAUAGAAGAAGUGUUAGGAGGCAGAAAUUAUAUAGUUAGACUUGAAGAUAAAGAAUUAGUAUGGAGAAGGCAUAUAAACCAUAUAAUUAAGUUGGAAGAAUUUAGUACAGAAAAUGAGAAAGACAAAAGAACAGAUGAAUUGGAAAUCAAAAAAGCUAGUGAAGAAGUUGAUGAAAAAGGGAAACAAAAUAUUACAGAUGUUAAUAUUAAUAAUAAAUUAAGUUUACCAGAUAUAAAACCGUUAGGUCAGUUAGAAACAAAGUCACCUAAGCGUUUAGAUUUGUAA
Metopolophium dirhodum (rose-grain aphid) is the source of this 1128-nucleotide messenger RNA. RefSeq lists its product as uncharacterized. The coding region runs from base 1 to 1128 and encodes 375 amino acids. The transcript has 4 exons. The record is from RefSeq and is a predicted model, not a curated record. Lineage: Eukaryota; Metazoa; Arthropoda; Insecta; Hemiptera; Aphididae. Gene Ontology annotation, molecular function: nucleic acid binding. Gene Ontology annotation, biological process: DNA integration.